GGCCGAGCAUGCGCUGUGCAAACGCGCCAAGCUUUGUUGAGAUCGUCGGAUUGUUUUGGAAUGUCCAUUGCAUACAACUAACAUACUCCACGCAUAAUGGUGGAAAAGAAGGAUGACUCGAAUGAUGCGACAGUUCCCAAUGACUUGUUUAAGGAUAUUCGGUAUUACCUCAUCGGAACCGUUGAUGAACGUGUUUCUGAGUUAUUGGACAAAGGAGGAGGGAAAGAAGAGACAUAUCUGACCACUUUUGUGACUCAUGUGAUCUCUGAUGAAACGGAUCAUGAUGAGAUCAGCGAAGCAAAGGAGAUUUUUGAUCUGCCUGUUGUCACGUCAAAGUGGGUGUUCAUGUCUAUUAAAUGUAGAUGUCUGCUUCCAUUUGCUGCCUUUGUUCCCGAAUCAACUCAGAUAUUCAGUGGUGUUGUAGCAUGUCCAUCGCAAAUUGCUGAUGAAGAUCGUGAUAAACUAUGGGCUAUGAUCACUUUCUUUGGUGGUAAAUGUCAGCUGAAUUUAACCGCACAAUGCACACAUCUCAUAGUACCGACUGCUGAAGGUACAAAGUAUGACACUGCUAUGCAACAUGGAGAGAAAAUAAAAAUUGUGAUGCCAGACUGGGUGUCUGACAGUAUAAACAACAAAGGAAAGCAGGAUGAAAAAAAGUAUCAUCCCAUGUUGAUAGUUCCACCUAAACCACCAACUCCAGAACCAGAACCAGAACCAGAACCGGAACCUGAACCUAUACAGGAACCAGAGCCGAUACCAAUUCCAAUACCUAUACCAGUACCAAAGCAACUACCAGUCCCUGAAAAACCUAGAACAAUUGAAUCUAUGAGUAUGUUGUCGCAGCCACCUCCUGGAGUUCCAGUUCCCAAUCCAAACAUUAUGAAUAAUAUUCCAAUGCGCUUUCAGAUGCAGACUGGUAAUCAGUUUCAGUUUUUAAUGCAACAGCAACAAAUGCAGCAGAUACAGAUGCGUCCGCGGGGUAGAGGUCAGCCAAAACAGCCAAGACAGAGACGACCACGGGGUAAAACACAGCAGCAGCUGCAGCAACAACAACUUCAACAGCAGCAGCAACAACAGCUGCAACAUCAGAUGCAAUUGCAACAGGAACGUAUGCACCAACAGGGAAUGCGAGAAACUGGUGAAAUGGGGCCAGGGCCAUUCGGGCAUCUUCAAACGAAUGCCAUGGAUAUGCCUGAAAUGAGGACUUUAAGGAAUAUUACAAACAAUGCGCAAAUGUCGCAAAUGAUGAUGAAGUCACCGCCUGGUCAAGAAAGGCGUGAUAUGUCUCAGGUAUUAGCAGCCCUCGGGCGUGCCUCAGCUCAGCAACAGCAGCAGCAGCAACAACAACAACAACAACAACAACAACAGAGGUACCCAGUGCCAGGUCAGUCAGGACAUUCACGAAUGGAUGGUGGGUUUUCAGCCCCACAUCCGCCAAUGGUACAUCAGCCACCACAGCAAGUACAGUAUUAUGGACAUGACGUCUCACAGAAUGUUCCCUCAGAUUGUUUCCUGCUUGGUUGUGUAUUCUUGAUCAUAGAGUAUCAGGGGAUUAUUGAUCCAAUUAUGGUUGAAACAUGGAAAAGGGUGAUCGUCAAAUUCAGUGGAGUUGUAGAUGAAUGCUACUCAGAAAGAAUCACACAUGUGGUGUGUGAUACACAGAAAACUGACGUCUUUAAGCUGGCAGUGAAAGAUGGUAAACGAGUAGUGACCGGACACUGGUUGAAUGACUGUGUGGCUGAAAAAAAGAUGUCCCCACCAUGGAGGGCGCUACAUCUUCCAACUGUAUACCCAGUACAUCCUUCUCCAUCUAAAGAUCAUGUCAUGGCGGUUACUGGGUUUGAAGGUAGAGAGAGGAAUGACAUUAAGAUUCUCAUAGAAAUAAUAGGUGCACGAUACACUGGAAAUUUUACCAAAGGCAAUACCGUACUCGUUUGUAAUCGACUUGAAGGUGCGAAGUAUGAGAAGGCCAAAGAAUGGAGAACAAACAUCGUCAAUGCCCAGUGGCUGAGUGACAUAGCGCUGGGAUAUAUUGAUGCUCUACGCAACAUGGGAGUGCCCCGGUUUCAAAUGUAUGACCAAGAUGAACCACUCAAACUUGAUUACUUUUUCAAUAAUCCUCUCAUGGGUCCUUGGACAUCACCACUGAAGAUAUCACAAGCUGCACUGAAGAAUUUCAAACCAAGUACAAAUUUAAAAGGAUCAGAUGAUAUCAGAAGUGCCAACAACGCAAAUCAUGAAAUGAAUGGAAGUGGUAGAAAUGCCGUUGAUGAGAUUGAAAACCCUGCUAAGAGAUCACGAUUAAAUGGCAAAGAAGAUGGAUCUCCAGUCUGUGAACCGAGAGUGCUUUUUACUGGUAUAGAUGUUGUAGGUGUUGAGAAUCUUACGCAGAAAUUAAAAGAACUUGGAGGGCAGAUUUCUCCCAAUAUUAAAAAUUGUACCCAUCUUGUAUCAAAAGGGAUAACACGAACAACAAAAUUUCUAGCUGGUGUAUCAGUCUGUAAGCACAUUGUAUCUACUGCUUGGAUUGAGAAGAGUUAUGAACACAAGUCUCUGAUUGAUGAGAGGGACUUUGCAUUGAUUGAUAAUGAAGUUGAAGAACAGUUUUCCUUUAAGUUGUCUGAAUCGUUGCUGAGAUCUGCUCAAAUUAAAGUCUUUCAAGGAAUGACGUUGUAUGUAACGCCUGGUGUACAGCCGACUGCAGAUCAAGUACGAGACAUUGUAGAGUGCGGGGGUGGUAUCUUGCUGGAUAAGAAACCGUCUUUAAGAUCUGUCGCUAACAUGAAGGAUACUAAUGGAAGACCUUUAUUUGUUGUGAUAUCAUGCGAUUCUGACAUACCCCUGUGUCGAGACUUCAUCAGGAAUAACGUCGAUGUCCACAGUGCUGAGUUUAUAUUGACUGGCGCCCUCACACAGAGAUUAGACUAUUUGUCAUAUCCUUUAUUAUUAAAUGCUGUAAUAUACUAA
Saccoglossus kowalevskii is the source of this 2967-nucleotide messenger RNA. Its product is annotated as PAX-interacting protein 1-like. NCBI's taxonomy places the organism in Eukaryota, Metazoa, Hemichordata, Enteropneusta, Harrimaniidae. Gene Ontology annotation, cellular component: nucleus. The record is from RefSeq and is a predicted model, not a curated record.